This is a messenger RNA of Paramacrobiotus metropolitanus, 1549 nucleotides long. RefSeq names its product mitochondrial tRNA-specific 2-thiouridylase 1-like. Lineage: Eukaryota; Metazoa; Tardigrada; Eutardigrada; Parachela; Macrobiotidae. Gene Ontology annotation, biological process: tRNA wobble position uridine thiolation. Bases 155 to 1351 code for a protein of 398 amino acids. Gene Ontology annotation, molecular function: sulfurtransferase activity. The transcript has 7 exons. Gene Ontology annotation, cellular component: mitochondrion. The record is from RefSeq and is a predicted model, not a curated record.
UUGCAAAAAAUCAGCGAAGGAGAAAAUCGAAGUUGUGACUUAUUAGUUGUCACUUAACCAAAAUUGUGUGAAAAUUACAAAAGGGAAAAGUUUUACUUUAUAACAGAUACCAUUAGCAAAGCAGUCUGUUUUCUUUGAUCCGGUUUCCUGGAGAAUGCUGCCGAUAAAGCGAGUAGUCUGCGGUGUUUCUGGAGGUGUCGACAGCUGCAUAUCGGCUCUGAUACUGAAAAGGAAAGGAUUCGAUGUUAUCGGAGCUUUCAUGCGUAACUGGGAUUCGAAAGACGAAUCAGGACAGUGUACGCUGGACAAGGACUGCGAGGACGCCGAGAACAUCUGCCGCAGGCUGGAGAUCCCGUUCCAUGAAGUCAACUUUGUGAAAGAAUACUGGAAUGAUGUGUUUACACCGCUGUUGCACGACUAUCAGAGCGGCUUGACGCCGAAUCCGGAUAUUUUAUGCAAUCGGCAUGUGAAAUUCAAAUGCUUUUUGAAUUAUGCCAGAGAAAAGCAUGGUGCUGAUGCAAUCGCUACGGGACAUUAUGCACAAACGUCCGCUGGACCGUUCCUUGAGGAAAUGAUCCCUGGAAAACCGGUGAAAUUGUUCAAAGGAAACGACCCUAUUAAAGAUCAGACACUUUUCCUCUCGCAAAUAUCUCAAGAUGCCAUACGGCAUACGAUGUUUCCAGUUGGAGGAAUGCUGAAAAAACAUGUAAAAAAUCUUGCGAUCAAAACUGGCUUCAAAGACGUUGCAAAGAAAAGAGAAAGUACCGGUAUCUGUUUCAUCGGUAAGCGGAAUUUUGCGGACUUCAUGCGAGAAUAUUCGCAUCCUACACCUGGACGAUUCAUUGAUGUUGAUUCGGGAGAAGUCGUCGGUCGACACGAUGGGGUGCAGUUUUUUACUAUCGGACAAAGGGCUUUAAUAGGAGGACGCAGUGGGGCUUACUAUAUUGCUCACAAAAAUAGCAAAACGAACGAUAUGUUUGUGGCUUUGAAUCAUGAUAAUCCUGCUCUGUUCAGCAAGACAUGCAGUGUCAGUGAUAUGCAUUGGAUAUCUGGUUCCCCGCCGCCUUCGCGUGAAAUGGAAUGCGAUUUUCGUUUUCAACAUGCAAAUCCUGUUGUGCCCUGUAAGAUCGCAGUUCAAGACAAUCCCGCUUGUGUCUCCGUUACAUUAAGACACAGAUUAUACGCGCUAACCUUGGGUCAGUACGCGGUAUUUUAUAACGGAAACGAAUGCAUUGGCAGUGGACGGAUCACUUCUACGGCAGUCUCGGAAGCACUGGAUGAAAAAUUUAAGAAAAUCUCUUCCUUGACGUACGGUUUUUUGUCAACAGAAAAGAACCGCGCAUCUGUGUGAUAAUACUUUGACUGUUUGAUGCUAAUAUUUCGAAUUUAACCAGGCCAUAUGCGUAUCGAAGCUGAUUUGUACAACUGUACUUAUCUUUCUCUACGAGUAACUGACUUGAAAAAAGUUGUUUCCGGGCGAAGAAACUGUCCGUCGCAACAAUAAUUAAAAAAUAAAAAACAAUACUGAAAUACAAAACAACGGUAUAUC